AUGGCCGAAGGCGGGGCAAGCAAAGGUGGUGGAGAAGAGCCCGGGAAGCUGCCGGAGCAGGCAGAGGAGGAAUCCCAGGUUUUGCACGGAACUGGCCACUGUAAGUGGUUCAACGUGCGAAUGGGAUUUGGAUUCAUCUCCAUGAUAAACCGAGAGGGAAGCCCCUUGGAUAUUCCAGUCGAUGUAUUUGUACACCAAAGCAAAUUAUUCAUGGAAGGAUUUAGAAGCCUAAAAGAAGGAGAACCAGUGGAGUUCACAUUUAAAAAGUCUUCCAAAGGCCUUGAAUCAAUACGGGUAACAGGACCUGGUGGGAGCCCCUGCUUAGGAAGUGAAAGAAGACCCAAAGGGAAGACACUACAAAAAAGAAAACCAAAGGGAGACAGAUGCUACAACUGUGGUGGCCUUGAUCAUCAUGCUAAGGAAUGUAGUCUACCUCCUCAGCCAAAGAAGUGCCAUUGCUGUCAGAGCAUCACGCACAUGGUGGCGAACUGCCCUCACAAAACUGUGGUGCAGCUGCCCGCCGGUUCUCAGGGAAGACAGGAAGCAGAGCCCCAGCCGUGCACCGCGUUCCCUCGAGAGGUGGGGGGUGGGCACGGCUAUGCGUCACCACCGUUUCCUCAGGAGGCGAGGUCCGAGGUCUCUGAGUGGCCAGGCACGUCACCUGCAGAAGCUUCCUCCACAAAGUCAUCUGCAGCACCAGAAGAUCAAAGCAAAAAGGGGCCUUCCGUUCAAAAACGGAAAAAGACAUAA
Messenger RNA from Globicephala melas (long-finned pilot whale), 750 nucleotides. It is a transcript of the gene LIN28B, whose product is annotated as lin-28 homolog B. NCBI's taxonomy places the organism in Eukaryota, Metazoa, Chordata, Mammalia, Artiodactyla, Delphinidae. Gene Ontology annotation, biological process: pre-miRNA processing. Gene Ontology annotation, cellular component: nucleus; cytoplasm. Gene Ontology annotation, molecular function: zinc ion binding; mRNA binding. The record is from RefSeq and is a predicted model, not a curated record.